AUCAGUGGCGAGAGAUGUUGAUGACAAACCCAAUGAUGGCCAUGAACCCUUUAUUGACAGCUUCAGGGCAGCAGAGGAUCCCACUGGUUCCCUUACCAUUUGGACCUCCAACUGCGGACAGAGAUGUAUUGCCUUCCACUGUAGCUCCAACUGAUCCAAGACAGUUUUGUGUUCCUUCCCAAUUUGGAUCCUCUGUUCUACCAAAUGCAAAUAUGCUGUCCAAUCGUGUCUACUCAGGUUGGGGCAUUUUACCACCAGAAUCCGUAAAGGCAGUGGCCAGAAGGAAUGAAAUGAUUCAAAGGCAUCAUACUGCCAGGACAGAAAUGGAAAUGUAUGCUAUUUACCAGCAAAGGAGAAUGGAAAAAGUUAAUGCCAAGGGCCUAGCGGGCCUGGGGGUGCCAUUCCUUUAUGGUUCCAGUAUCCCCGCGGGCCCAGCUGCCUACCAUGCCAGAAGCAUGCUCCCCACCAGCGACCUGCACUUCCACAGGAGCACCCUCAGAAACCUUCAGGGAAACCCCAUGCUGGUGGCAACUGGACCACACUUUACGGAGAGCUGGGGACAGAAAUGUCGUCGACUCAGGAAAGGUACAGGGAAUCAGAAAGUUCUGGACAGUGACACUGAGAGUUCCAAAAGUCAAACAGAAAAAAAACUCCUAGCCCAGACUCAUGCAUUUCCCUAUGAAGAAGAUCAGUAUGCAAAAGACCCGGAAAUUGAAGCAUGCGAUGAUCUGAAGUCAAGUGAAACCAAUGAAAAGCCAAGUAUGGCCUUUCCCGACCCUUGUGGAGAGUUCGAGCCAGCAUAUAGAAGACCCUGGGGAUCUCACGCUGCUGCCCUGGAAACAAAGGCAUGGGAUGGUGAGAAACAGGCUUCAGAACACGUGUUUGCAGACUGUGGUGAAAACAGUGGGAUUUGCCCUCCACUCCCUCCAUCGUCCCUGCCAGGAACACAUGCACUGGUUACAGCUGGGGGAAAUCUUUCUUUGGAUGAAGAUAUUCAGAAAUGGACUGUGGAUGAUGUACACAGCUUCAUUAGUGGCCUUCCAGGUUGCUCAGACUAUGCUCAGGUAUUUAAAGAUCAUGCAAUUGAUGGAGAAACUUUGCCAUUACUCACAGAAGAGCAUCUUCGAGGCACUAUGGGAUUAAAACUAGGGCCAGCACUAAAAAUUCAAUCACAGGUAUCUCAGCAUGUGGGAAGUAUGUUCUACAAGAAAAAUCUUUCACUUCCUACCCAUCCAAGACAAGCAUUAGAUCAACCAGCAGAUACAGCCCCUCUUAUGGAUUCUAAUUCCUGGAGUGAUCCACUGAGCAUUCCUUGUUCCCAGGAUAUGAUAAUUCCUAAAGGAAUUGAGCAAGAUGGUGUGAGAAAUUAAAAGCCCUCAAGGAGGAAGACAGUCUUUACCAGUUUUCCAAAGAGUCUAGGCUAUUACGAAGGGUGUGUGCGAUUUCCCA
Molecule: messenger RNA, 1449 nt
Organism: Propithecus coquereli (Coquerel's sifaka)
Lineage: Eukaryota; Metazoa; Chordata; Mammalia; Primates; Indriidae
Gene: SAMD7
Product: sterile alpha motif domain containing 7
Exons: 7
Coding region: 15-1370 (451 amino acids)
Molecular function (GO): protein binding
Source: RefSeq, a predicted model, not a curated record